Rhizophagus irregularis DAOM 181602=DAOM 197198 is the source of this 3485-nucleotide messenger RNA. Lineage: Eukaryota; Fungi; Glomeromycota; Glomeromycetes; Glomerales; Glomeraceae. The record is from RefSeq and is a predicted model, not a curated record.
AUGAGUUUUGACAAAAUCUCCAUAAAAGUUGACGACGAUCAUAUCGAUAACGAUUUCAAGGACGAAAUCAAUGAAAUUGAUAAUGAAAACGCUAUCGUUAAUGACAACGAUGUCGAACCAUAUAUCGAUAAACCUAUUAUAGAAGUAUCUCCAAAUGGAACAUAUCUUGUUAUAUACAAUCCAGAAGAUCAUUCAAUCGUUGGUUGGAAUGUUGAAGGUAUAGAAGAAGGGCAGUUUACUAAAUUAGACGCUCCUGUCAAAAUAAAUGAUUGUAUAAGUCAAAUAAGUGUUUCCGAUGAUAAGAAACUUGCGUAUACGUUUUACAAGAAUAAUAUGUGUUGUCUAAAGAUAAUUGAUAUUAAUCAUAAUCAGGAAAUUGAACUAAAUCUGGGCGCAAAUGAUUUUAUCGAGUAUAAAAUUAUUCGGAUUUUUUCUACGCAAACGAAAAAUAACAAAUGGUAUGGUGAAAGAGUUUACGAGAUACCUGAGUAUUUUGAAUUUAUAAAUAUAUCAAAAUAUGCCGAUAAAUUUUAUUUAUUUUCAAAUAAUUCCAUUUAUGAAUGGGAUCUUGAUACUGAAAGAGGUAUUAAAAUAUUUUAUGAUAGGGAGUUAGAGUCACAUUAUAUCAAGCGGGAACUUAAACAACUUAAACAUGAUGUCAAAAUUUCCAGUAAUAAAAUGUUUAUUUGUUUAAGAAUUAUGGAUAAAUUUAUUAUUUAUUCUAUUGAAUCAGCAAUUCCUAUUGUUUCUUUGGAUUUGAAUAAUGAUACAUCACUAUAUAAAUUGGUGAAAUAUUCCGAGUUAUUAUUACCCUCGUUACCCUCAUUACUUCCCCUACUAAGUAGUAAAACUCAAAAUUCUAUUAUGGAAUAUUGUUGGAAAGAAUGUUUAGACCGUUUAGGAUUAAAGGACGAACAUUUACAAACUCUUCCAAGUAACGUUCAAACUACAGAUAAAUACGCAUUUGGAAUUUUAGAUGGAAAUGUUUGGAAAAUUAAAUUAGAAGAAAAUAUACCAAAAAUAAAUUUUUCAUCCCAAAAUUCCGACGUACAAGUUAUUGAAGACAUUAAUGACCAUUUCGAUGAAUACUUAAAUAUUAAUUUAUUUAAAUCUUAUAUGAAUAAAAUACGUGAAUUGUUUCAAGAAGUAUCAAAUUCUAAAAUUGAAUAUGAAGGAAAAUUAAAACGAAAUGAUCAAAAUUUAGUUGAACGAAUUAUAAUAACUGAUAAAUUAUUACAAGUUUGGAAAAUUAAAAUUAUUGAUAAUAAUAAAAUAAUGUUGCGAGUUUUUAAAAAAGCAGAUAUUAGUAGCAAAUGGAAAUUAACUUACACGAGAAUAACAAAAUUUAACGUUAGUGACGUUCGAAAUAUUAAAUUACUUGAAAUUAAGUUAUUUACCGAUGAUGAUAUCAUUUUAAUUACAACAAUAGGUUUUUUAAUUUAUCACUAUAAUGAAAACAAGAAAACUAUUUUUUUAAUUUAUUGGAAUUAUAUGGAGUUAACCACGCCUAUGGUAAAUUUAAUUUCUGAAAUUCCGGAAGAUUUUAAAGAUCUUAAAGCAUUAUUAAGACCUUAUUAUACUUUACAAUUUAAUUUACCUUUACCAAAUUAUGAUAGUUUUAAAAUAAGUGAUGAAUGGAUUUCAUAUGUAAAAGAUAAUAAGGAAAAUCUUUUGAAAUACGGUGAUAAAUUAUUAUCAUUUGCAAUUAAAGAACAUAAAUUAUAUUUAAUAGAAGAAAUCUACAAAAAAUGUAUAGAUUGGUUUAAAGAAGAUUUAGGAAACAAUUGGAUGUUUUUAAGUAUUAUUUCUUCUACAAUGCCGCUAUUGAAUAAACAUUACCCAGAAUAUGUUCUAAGAUAUUCAUUAGAAACAACAAUGAUUAUAGAUCAUCCUUUUUAUAAUAUAGAAUAUCAGCAUACGAAAUCACAACUUUAUUCUUUUCAAUAUCUUCAAUUAGUUGAUUUAACUCGAUCUAUUUUAUGGUUGAAAUAUUAUAUGGUUUUAUUUAAAUUUCAUAAAAAUCAUAAGACUAUUAAUAUUGGUUUAAUGGAUUUAUUUUCUAAUAUUUAUUAUGCAUUGUUAUAUAAAUUAACAACAAGAGACACACCUACAAUUACUUUUAUAGUUCCCUAUAUUAAAUUUAUUAAUUAUCCACAACGUUAUAAUUGGUUUUCAGAAUUAAUUAAACCUCAACCUAGUCCAUUUGUUGAAACUACAAUGAACAGGGAUAUCUAUAAUACAUGGAAUGGAGAAGCUAUAAUUAAUUUUAAAUGGAAUACUUAUGGAAAAUAUUAUUAUUCAAUAAUUUGGAUUGGAUUUAUAGCUUUACUUGGAUGCUUUACUGCUGCUGCAACAAUUCCUCAACAAUAUAUUGAUGAUGAUAUUCGAAAAAAACUUUUGAUUGCUUCAAUUGUAUUUGGAUUUAUUCAUUUGAGUUUUGAAGUUCGUCAGUUUAUUUACAAUCCUCUUAAAUGGGUUAGUGAUUUUUGGAAUAUAUUUGAUAUAAUUGCAUAUGUGCUUCCAAUUUAUACUUCUAUUUAUUGGCUUCAAAUUGAUGAAAUGAAUGAUAAGAUAAUUUCAUUGCUUUCUUUUUCAUGUUUAUUUUUAGAUAUAAAAUUUUUAUUAUUUUUUAGAGCAUUAGAAUAUUUUGGCGUUUUUGCACAUGCAUUUUUUAUUUUAUUAUUACCAAGAUCUGAUUUUUCAUUAGAUAAUCGUUCUAUUAAUAAUGACCCUAAUAAUCCUUGGAAUAUGGCAUCAACUUAUAAUCAAAUAUUUGAAAAUGGAACUAUUGAUUCUAACCCAUUUUUGAUUCAACCGCCAAAUGAAAACACAAAUAUGUUUAUAGAUUUUAAAACAUCACUUUUUGCAACGUAUUUAUUCUUAACAGGAGAUUCAGGCGCAUUAUCUAAUAAUUGGUCAUAUUUAAACAAUCCACCGCUUGUAAUUUUGAUUGUCUUAUUCUCACUCUUGAUUGUUGUAUAUCUUAUGAAUUUGUUUAUCGGAUUACUCAGUAAUGCAAUUGAAAAAAAUAAUAAUAGAGUUUCUUAUUUGAAGCUGAAGGCACAGAUUCUAGCUGAAAUUGAGUUAUUUUACCUGUUACCACAUCAGAGGCGUUGGAAAGAAUGGUUUCCUGAAAUAAUAUAUUAUUACGCCAAUUUUGAUGAUAUUCGAAAAGAAGUUAAGGCCAUGAUGGAUCGAGGUGAAUGGAAUACUAAUGCAUUCCCGGAAUUAAAAAAUGAUUUAUUAAAUAAACUUAAUAUUCAACAAAAUACUGCACAAUGAGAUAUUGCACAAUAAAAUCCUGACAAUCAGGAGACUUUUCUUAUUAGGAGAAAUGUAAGACGUGAUUAUUAUACAAUUUUUUUUUUUUUUACAAGUUAGGAGGAUAAGAGUUUUUUAUUAUUUUUAAUUUGAUUCUACAUUUGUUCGCUGGAAUUAUAGAUUAUUACUUUUAUCUAUUUUGUAUUAAAUUUAUGUGAAAAUAU